This is a messenger RNA of Physcomitrium patens, 1610 nucleotides long. RefSeq lists its product as uncharacterized. The record is from RefSeq and is a predicted model, not a curated record. NCBI's taxonomy places the organism in Eukaryota, Viridiplantae, Streptophyta, Bryopsida, Funariales, Funariaceae.
GGGAAUAUUAGUUUGCGUUUUUGCAUUUCACGCCGAGCCUAUUUAGCUCUUAUUCUACUUCAGAUGCAACCUCAACAGUAGCUGUGAGGAGAGCUGAUCAUUCUGUCUUUUCGUCAUUGACGCAUCUGUUUCGCCGAUCGGAUCCAGGAACAUGGAAAAUCAUCAAGUGUCUAUUCGAUAUAAAUUUUUGUUUGUAGGCAAGAUGGUGGUGCUUUCGUUCUGAGUCAGUGGAUGUGUCAACGAGCUCUCGUUUUUGGUAUAUUAUUUCAUUCGUGAUGAGGUAUGCGUUUUGCUGCUCGAACACCAUUGAGGGCCGAGGACCUAUAAUUUUUGUAAUCAAUGUUGAGGUUGGCAACUCUCUUCUACAGGGAUCCUAGUCAGGGCUUCGCUGUGACCUCGGGAUGUCAGUUUCGACCUAUUAUCACAAACCUGACCGAAUCUGAGGGGAUUGAUUGAUCAUUGAAAUCUCAAGACAAGAGCCCUUGGCUGAAAGAAGCUCUCGGCUGAUAUGGCCUCAUCUCCACCAUCCUCUCCAGCUACUGCAUCUGCAUCGGGUGACGCCGCAAAUGAUUGCUUCUCUGAGUUGGAAGACGUGAACAUGCAGCUUGCACCUGAUACGGUUCUGCAGGGAUUGAACGACUCCAGAACUGAGCUACUUAGCCGUGUCCAGAACUUGAAGCAGGAUCUUCAUGAUUGGAAAGGGAAAUUGGAUACAGAAGUUAAUUCUUACAAUGAGGAGAUUGGAGACCUGAAAAACUCCCUCAAUUCAGAUGUUGAACAGCUCAAAAACGAAUUCCAAGAGCUGAGAGACACACUGAAAGGACAAUUGGCAGCCGCCACAUCCAAAUUGGCCGAACUCGAUACCUCGGUGGUCGAUUGUACACAUUACCUUGAAGGCCUAACCACACACUGUGAGCUUGAAAAGGAAUUAUUUGAUGAUCUGAUAGCAGACAUUGGACUUCAGGAUUUAGACAAGGAGCACUCAGCUUCGUUUGAUCAUUCUAACCUGGAGCAUGCCCAUGCGGCAACGGUAACACUAGAAGAGAAAGUUGUGGACUAGACUUCGCAACGGCUGGAUUCUCAUCCGAGGGCUUCGUAGUCUGGUGGGUGGAUCAUCAGCUGCUGCCACUGAGGUGAGUAUCUCCCCACUUCACAAGAGGGGUCUGAGAGAUGAGGGUCCAUGCAGGCCCUCCUUUUCCUCCUCCUAAACUUCUGACUUGCUUUUCACUUGGCGAGGAAUCCAGUAUGGGAUGGAGGUCGCAUUUUCUCUGCACCAGAAAACGUCUCAUUCCCUCUCUCCAACACUGCAUUACUUCCAUUGUUUUGAGAAUCUUGUCUUUAUUUUCUAGUGCAUCGAAAAGUACAAAAAUGAAAAAUCAUUUAGCGGCUCAUUUUCACACAGAUGGUUUUUUAACUGUUGGCAUAGUUUUUAAAUGGAUAUUCCGAUUUCAGAUUAACUGAUGUGAUGGUUCUAGUAGACAAGUAGUUGUAUUACGACUUUCUUGCGAAAAACUAAUAUAACAUUUUAUGUGGAAGUAUAUUUUGUUCUAUAUAUCACAGAUUAGUACAUGGAUUUAUAAAAAAAAAUAAUGGUUGAUGUUUUAAACUAA